Protopolystoma xenopodis is the source of this 174-nucleotide messenger RNA. The record is from the annotation of a GenBank genome assembly. NCBI's taxonomy places the organism in Eukaryota, Metazoa, Platyhelminthes, Monogenea, Polystomatidea, Polystomatidae.
UUGGUUGACCCUGGUGGACUGAUUGAAGCUCUCCGACUUUGCGAGAAAGAACAACAGGAUGCCCCCGAAUUUCAUAGUCUUUUUAUGCAUCUCCUAGAAGCACGCUUUGAACGUCAUGGAAAUCCUGUGAUCAACCGACUCCUUAAAGGUUCCUGCACUUAUGAGACCAGGUGA